Molecule: messenger RNA, 1386 nt
Organism: Colletotrichum abscissum
Lineage: Eukaryota; Fungi; Ascomycota; Sordariomycetes; Glomerellales; Glomerellaceae
Product: FAD dependent oxidoreductase
Exons: 4
Coding region: 1-1386 (461 amino acids)
Cellular component (GO): cytoplasm
Molecular function (GO): oxidoreductase activity
Source: RefSeq, a predicted model, not a curated record
AUGCCCGUUUCCCCGCUCCCCGUCCCCAACUCCACGACCUCCUUCUGGAGGUCAUCCCCGCACCCUCUAGACGAUCACCGGUCUACCCCAGAGCUGCCAGCCGAAGUUGACAUUGCAGUCAUUGGUGCAGGCUAUGCAGGUGUUGCUACGGUAUACCACAUCCUCGACCAGUGCAAGGCGCGUGGUGUUGCGCCGCCAAAGAUUUUGAUCCUUGAGGCCCGACAGGCAUGUUCCGGGGCAACUGGACGCAAUGGCGGCCAUCUGAAGCCGGAUCCGUACAAUCGUCCCGCAAGUUUCGUUUCCACACAUGGCAUCGAGACUGCGAAGGAAUGUGCGGAGUUCGAGGCCAAGAACCUCAUGGAAGUGAAGAAGACCAUUGAAGCCGAAGGCAUUGACUGUGACUUUGUAUUGACUAGGGCAGUCGAUGCCUUGAUGUCAGAGAGUAUCCGCGAUAAGAUGAAGGCAAACGUUGAGUUGCUUAGGAAAGCUGGCGUUUCCGUAAUGAAGGACGUGUACUACGCCGACGGCGCCGAAGCGGAGCAACUAUCAGGUGUUAAGGGAGUAAAGGGAUGCCUAUCAUAUACCGCCGGUACCGUCUGGCCAUACAAACUAAUCCUGGCCCUCCUCUCAAAGGCCCUCGACGCCGGCGUCAACUUGCAGACCCACACGCCCGUCGAGGCGGUGACCGGCACCCCCGACGCGGACGGCUACCUGACGCUGACCACGGGGCGGGGCGCCGUCCGUGCCGCAAAGAUCGUGUACGCGACAAACGGCUACACGUCGUCCAUCCUGCCCGAGUUCGCCGACAAGAUUGUCCCCGUCCGCGGCAUCUGCAGCCACAUCACGCCCGGCAAGACGCCUGUGCCAUUGCUGCCUCACUCGGUCAUCAUCCGGUGGUCCGACACGGAGUAUGAGUAUCUGAUUCCCCGACUCGACGGAAGCAUCGUCGUCGGCGGUGCGCGGUCCUCGUAUUAUCAUGAUUUAUCGGCGUGGUAUAACAAGGUCAACGAUGACGAGUUGAUUGAGGCGGCGAAGACGCAUUUUGAUGGAUAUAUGCAGCGUGUGUUCCGCGGAUGGGAAGACAGCGGCGCGACUACGUCAAAGGUGUGGACCGGAAUCAUGGGAUACUCAUCAGACGGGUUGCCGCACGUCGGCGUCGUUCCCGGAAAAGAGAAACAAUUCAUCAUUGCCGGGUUCAACGGCCAUGGCAUGCCGCAGAUCUUCCUCUCGGCUAAGGGAGUAGCAUCGAUGAUUAUGGAGCAGUCCGAGUUCAAGACUACGGGUAUCCCCAAAGUCUACCAGGCUUCUCAAGCGAGAUUGGACAGUUCCAGGAAUUCCAUUCUUGAGAGUUGGAAGUCGGUCAAUCAGCCGCCGGCAAAACUGUAG